UUCACAACCAUGGAGAUAUCCUCUCUCUCUCUCUCUCUCUCUAAGUUUUUGCAUUAACCGUAAAAAGAAAUGGAGAGAAAAGCUUCGUUGUUCAAAAUCCAGCCUCCGACAUAUGGAAACCUCAUCACAAUCCUUAGCAUUGAUGGCGGAGGAGUCCGAGGAAUCAUUCCAGGGGUCAUGCUCGAUUACCUCGAAGCCCAACUUCAGGAGCUGGAUGGUGAAGAUGCGAGGCUUGCGCACUAUUUCGAUGUAAUAGCAGGAACAAGCACGGGAGGUCUCAUCACGGCCAUGUUGACUGCACCAGAUGCUCACAACUGUCCUCUCUUCGCUGCGAAAGACAUAGUCCCAUUUUACUUGGAGAAUUGUCCUAAAAUCUUCCCUCAAGGAUGUGGGAGUCUGGGAUCGAUCUUGAACACGCUGAAAUCUAUGAUGGGACCCAAGUACAAUGGAGUGUAUCUCCACGAAUUAAUAAGGAAGUUACUUGGAACCACGAGGUUGCACGAUAGCCUUACCGGCUUGGUUAUCCCAACCUUCGACAUCAAAAAGCUUGAACCAGUUUUAUUUUCAUCAUAUGAGGUGUCAACACAUUCAUUCUUGGACGCUCAAGUAUCUGACAUAUGCAUUGGCACAUCCGCUGCUCCGACAUACCUCCCCGCCCAUUAUUUCAAGAAAGAAGAUAAAGAUGGACGAGUCCAUGAAUUUAAUCUGAUUGAUGGUGGUAUGGUUGCCAACAAUCCGACAUUGGUCGCCAUCAGCGAAGUGACCAAGCAGCUCUUGAAGGAACACCCAGAUUUCUUGGACAUCAAACCGCCCAUGGACUACACUCGACUGUUGGUGAUUUCACUGGGGACAGGCUCGGACACGUCUGAGCUCAAGUACGACGCAAAGAAGGCUUCGAAGUGGGGGUUGCUCUCCUGGUUGUACGAGAACAACUCGAGCCCUUUGAUAGAUGUCUACACAAAAGCUAGUGCCGACAUUGUCGAUUACCACAACUGCGUGGUCUUCAGGGCCUACAAGUCUGAGGACAAUUACCUCCGCAUCAAUGAUGACACCCUCAAGGGAACUCUAUCUUCUGUGGACACAUCCACGAAGGAGAACUUGGAAGGUCUGGUGAAAGUUGGUGAGCACUUGCUGAAGAAGCCGGUCUCGCGAGUUAAUGUCGAGACCGGCCGCUACGAACCCAUCGAAAAUGCUGGCACCAACAAGGAAGCACUUAAAAGGUUCGCGAAACUACUGUCCGACGAGAAGAAACUCCGUGAGUCCAGAUGUCCGGAUUACGUGCAUGGGGAAUAGUUUGCUCAAUCAUACUCUUGCCACAUUUACUCGUGACUUGACGAUGUACAUCAUGCCUUGUUGAAUUGGAAUAAGUAUAGCCCUAAGUAUUUGCAAAUAAAGGGGCUAAAAUCUACAUUGUUUUUGUUUGA
Molecule: messenger RNA, 1424 nt
Organism: Rhodamnia argentea
Lineage: Eukaryota; Viridiplantae; Streptophyta; Magnoliopsida; Myrtales; Myrtaceae
Product: patatin-like protein 1
Exons: 7
Coding region: 70-1293 (407 amino acids)
Biological process (GO): lipid metabolic process
Molecular function (GO): glycerophospholipase activity; monoacylglycerol lipase activity
Source: RefSeq, a predicted model, not a curated record